CCGGCCGCUGAAGCCCGGGACGCGCCGCCCGCUCGCGCCCUCCGCCCCCCAAGAUGUGGCAGAACGUCGGGCUGACCCUGCUCGUGUUCGUGGCCACGCUGCUGAUCGUCCUGCUGCUGAUGGUGUGCGGUUGGUAUUUUGUAUGGCAUCUUUUCUUAUCUAAAUUCAAGUUUCUGCGGGAACUGGUGGGAGACACGGGAUCCCAGGAGGGAGAUCAUGAGCCUUCAGGGUCUGAAACUGAAGAAGACCCUUCAUCCUCCCCACACAGGAUCAGAUUUGCUCGCCAAAGGAGGGUGCCUGCUGAUGAAGGCCACUGACGCCGGACAUAGCCCUGUAUUAGUGAAUGAUGGAAGGCAAUGGCAGGCUUCUGUCUUUCGUGUCUUGGCUUUGAGGUUUACUAAAUGACUGAAGAACAUUUGUACUUGGAUUUUUAAGUCCAAUUCAAAAAAAUAUUUACAUUGAAGCCAUAUAAAAAUAAAGGGAAUUAAAACCAAAUUGGACCACUGCAAAUUUCAUCUUAAAGGUAAUCUUUUGUUUUGUGAGCUUUGUACUUAUACACUUAUUCCUUGGCUCUUGGGCUUAUUUUAUUGCACUGGUGCAGAUCUGAUAAACAUUAUAGGCUUGAAAAACCAUAUUUUAUUAGUCCUAAAAUGUAUGCUUUUCUCCACAUUUUAACUUGUAUGAAAUUGGGAUGCAUCUCAUUACUGUCAACCAGGUGAUAGUCAUGUAAUUACCCUAGCUUUUGCAUGUGUGAAUUUACAGCUUGUCAUAGUGUCAUCACUUUAACCGAGGUAUGUAUUGUUGGUAUCAAAUGUGUCAGGCUUAAUUGGCAUUUAAAAAUGUCUUCAAAAAGAUUACACUAUGAUUCAGCAUUGAAAUGAAAAGUUAUUGUGUAUGCAGAAAAGCAUGGAAACAGCAGCAGGGCAUACAUUUGAUAUCAGUGAAGCAAAUAUUUGUCAUUGGAGAAAUGACCGCAGCUCUAUAUUUUCUUGCAAAGCAACGACAAAAUGUUUUACAGGACCUAAGAAAGGAAGAUACCCACAGGUAGACAAAGCUGUAGUUCAUUUUGUCAGUGAGACACGUGCAAAAGGAUUGCCUAUCACAUGCCAAGCAAUGCAAUCGAAGGCAGGAGAAAUUGCCAAAACCCUCGGAAUUGAUGAAACAGAAUUCAAAGCAACGAGAGGCUGGUGUGACGCUUCAUGAGUUGAGCAGGACUGCCCUUAAGGCAUCAACCAUCCUUUUGUCCAAAGCUUCCCACUGACAUGAAACAGAAGACAGUGCUGGAUCACUCUUUCAACAGAUGCGUCACCAGUACUCCUGAUAACAUCCAUGGCGAUGUUGUGUGGGAAAACGCAGACAUUGAUGACUGAUUUGAAAAGCGAUUCAGAAGGGUUGGAUUCUGAAUUCGAAGUUAUAGUUAUAACUUAAUCAAUUUAUUUCACACAUUUUCUUUACAUAUGUAUAAGGUUGGUGUGAUAAAAAUCUGUUUAAUUCUAAAAGCACUGUUUUACUAAAUACAAAAUAAACUUGUGAUACGAAAGCAUUGUGUCAUAGUUUAAAUGGGCAGUGUUUUUUCCUUAGUGAUACUUUGGUGCAUCUUAGCAAUUGAUGGUAUCUUAGAUUAAAUAAAAAAUAGUUUGUAAAUUUAUUUUUCUUUCUAAGAUAGCAAUUAUUGGAGAACUUAAUUCUCACUCUUAUAAUAGUUAUCUUCUAUGAAAUACAUUUUUUGGGAUAACCUAUUCAAGACUUUAGAGUAGUAACUUAGGAAUCUAAGACUAUCUUCUACUUUAGGAAGAGUAAGAUUAGUUACUCCCUUUCUAUGGGAGGACUUUAUGCUCAAGGCAUGAGUUGUGGAGAAAAAACACUUCUUCACAAACAACUUCUCAGUGACAAGACCUCAAAGGUACUGGGUAUUGAAAAAAAUAGACUGGGUGAAAAUACCUGCUUAACUGUAAAAUGACUCUUGCCAGGUUUCCAUGUUUGUCUUAAUUGAACUUUGGACUGAGUGUUUACUAGGGAAGAGAGAUACUGACUAAAGAACCUUCCUGUUUUGUUACCUGCUUUGUACAAGAAUUAAAUGCUAAGCCAGCUUAUUUUAUUAAUCCAAGUUAUUUUUUAUGUUUUUAACCUGUUUCUCAAGAACAGAAUAUCACCUCUAUUUUAUGAUGGUGUUUAAUUAUUUUGAUACCUCAUGCUUCAUGUUGGUAGUUUUGUUUAUUAAUAGUUCACUGUCUCUGCCCCAAGUUGUAUUCCUGAUGAACACUUCUUUGCUAAUAUUGUAGCCCUUUGGAUAUACUAAAAGGGAUUUCACAGAGCAUGACUUCAGUUUUAUAUAUUUGCUAGGGGAAGAUUCCCAGCAGCUGAGAGUGGGGCACAAUAUUUCUGUCAUUUCCUGAUUGAAUGCAGUUUUCUAUAUUUAUGUGACUAUAGGGCAUAAAAUAGUGAUACAGUUUCAAGCAUUAACUUUAAUGCUUCAUGCUAGAUAAAUAUCACAUUAAAGUGAUCAUCAGUUAGAAAAAAAAUUAAUGCCCAAAAAAGGUUCUUGGUAAUGAGAUAAUAUUUAAAUAAGAUUUUUCAUAGUCUAACAUUUUGAGCUGUGGAUUCUGCUUUAUGAUGGGAAAUCUGUUUAGUUGAUAAUAGUUGCUGAAAAACUUUAAGUAGCUGGCAAGCUUCCUGUUGUGUCAGUAUUAUAGCAUGAUGGCUGGUGUAGCCCUUCACCCCAAACCUACAAGGGUCCUGCCCAAAAUAAUUCAGAGUAAUUACUGUAAAGCUAUAUAUGUUGGCAUUAUUUAUUGACAUUUAUGCUUCAAGCACGUCUGAGAGAAUUUUAAGUAAAGUUCUGCUUAACUUACGUGAGAAACAUACCUAAAAGCAUAUUAAUUACUAGCUCACAUUUAGCAUGUUUUAACUUUCACUUAGAGGAUCACUGCUGCCAAUAUGAAGAUUCUACGAACAAACCCUUUCCUGAAAACUUUUUUUCUUCUUGCACCCCACAACAUGCCAUAGUAUGUAUUUCUAAGGCCACUAAGGCAAGAGAAAUAGUUGUUAACGCAGAAUUAUUUGCUGUAUAGUGUUUGUUUUUUUCCUUUUUUAGUGCUCUUUUUUUCCUUUUAGUGCUGAACCUACCAGAACUACAUCACAACCUGCAUUUUCAGUCUCAGUGGGAUAUGGACUAGCCUGUGGUUAAUUUUAAAGUUUAAAAGGUUAUGAGCAUCAAAAAUACAAGUAUUAGAAUUUUGUCUGAAUCCUCACAAAGAGUGAUGGUGAUCGAGUGUGCCAUCUUUUGAAGAUUAAUCCUAAAAUUGAGGACUCUGGUAGGUUGUUUGAUUUCCUUCCCAACCAACCAUUCCCAAAUCUUUCUGACUUUGCCUCUGAAUCUUUUUGUGAUAAUUACGUAUACCAAUUGGUAGCAUUGUUCAAAUUUAAAUGCCAAAAAAACCCCAACUAAAUGUUUGUGUAGCACUGUUAAGUGAGGUUUUUAAUACUUACAUUAAGCUAAAUAUAGAAUUCAAUUAAUGGGUUUUGUAAUGAUGUUUUCAUGGUGGAAACAAAUACAUUGUUACGCAGUGGACAGCCAUUUCACAGAUGUGCUGAACCAUUUCUUUAGAUGUUAUUAGGUUUAAAAACCAUUAAAAAAUGUUAUUUGCUGUAAGUUUGGAAUAUAUAAAGUAAUAAAUUCACAAAAUGUGGCCUCUUAAAACAUGUUGAAAGAUUUGAAAGUAGUGCAUUUUUUCUUCUAAGAGCAACAGUUUUGAAAAUUAUUUUAAGUUAAUGAUGCAAUAUUUUGUAAAGUCAGUUUUCCUCAAAAGGUAUGUUUUAACGUAACAUGUAACUAAUGUAACUAGAUUUUGACUGGUAAGUUUCAAGUGCUUUUAUAUUUGAGAUUGAUUUAAAAAGCCAGUGAGGAGUCCUCGAAGGUUAUAGAUGCUCAAGCAACUAAAGGAAUAGUGUUCUGUUAUGGAGUCUAGAAUGAAAGCACCUUGUAUUAUCUGUUUCUAAAGUGUCCUAUAGUUUUUAACUUAAAGUAUAAAGAGUAACUUUUCAUCCUACGUUAAUGAGAGUUACGUUUUCCAUUUGUCAAUGUACAUGCACCGCCUGUUUUGUGAGGAAUGUUUAACGUUACCCUCCAGGUCAGUUCUGUGUAUAACCGUUCACCAAAUACUGCUGCUGUGAUUUCUUAAAGGAAACAUUCUGUGUUGUACUAUGAUGCAUUUGUCAUCUUGCUGCUUGACCAAUAGGCUUAUAAGGAAUUAGAAUUGUGUGUACUUUUGUAUAACAAGAUGUAUAUUAAAGAUGAGGAAUGAGUGUAAAUGAUUGUUCACUUUUUGUCUUAAAACUGGUCAGUACUAUAUCUGAGUUUCUGUGGUUUGUCAGUAUGAUGUUUUAACUUUCACUUUAAACUGCACAGAAUAAAUUAAAAUGAAACAGAC
This is a messenger RNA of Galeopterus variegatus (Sunda flying lemur), 4430 nucleotides long. RefSeq names its product small integral membrane protein 13 (gene SMIM13). NCBI's taxonomy places the organism in Eukaryota, Metazoa, Chordata, Mammalia, Dermoptera, Cynocephalidae. The record is from RefSeq and is a predicted model, not a curated record. The transcript is spliced from 3 exons. The coding region runs from base 54 to 317 and encodes 87 amino acids.